This is a messenger RNA of Aspergillus niger, 3507 nucleotides long. RefSeq lists its product as uncharacterized. The annotation marks the transcript as partial. The record is from RefSeq and is a predicted model, not a curated record. The transcript has 6 exons. NCBI's taxonomy places the organism in Eukaryota, Fungi, Ascomycota, Eurotiomycetes, Eurotiales, Aspergillaceae.
GAGUACGGACUCGGCGUGGGGUCUUUUAACCUAAUCCUCAGAAUGUUGAAAAGUGAUCUUGAAAGUUCUACCUCCAGAGUCAAGUCACAUGUUACCAGCGCAGACUUCCACUCCCGCAUUUCACAAGUUUUGUCGACGAUUGCAAACGAGGACGAAGAUGGAAUGCGUACUCUCAAUGAGCUUGCUAUUCUUCCUCUACGAAAUGGCGAAUGGGUGCCUAUUAACAGCGGUCCGGUAUACUUACCAAAGACUGGUGAAAUAGACAUCCCGGCUGACGUCGAUCUUCGCAUCUUGGAUCCAGCAGCGGUUGCCAAUGAAGACCGCAGAGCGCUUUUCAUACAUUUGGGAGCCGUGGAGCUGUCGGUUAGUGCAGUUCGAUCUGCAAUACUGGCGAAUUAUAGACCCUUGUGCAACGGGGUUUGCAUCGAAGAUUCGAGAGUUCAUCUGCGUUACUUGUAUCUGACACACGAUCGUCGUCAGAUUGAAGAAGAUUUCUGCAAUGUUUGUGUUUACUGCGAUCAUGGUACUAUGAAUAAUCCACACGAAGAAGAGAUCUACCUCCCGCACAGCCAUCCAUAUGGACCAAAGGCCCUCCUAGGGCCAACGGAGUACUCCCAGGGCAUGGAAGUAUUGCUCAUGGAUUCAACAUAUUUUGAGAGCAUUCCAUCAAGGCCUCAUUCAGACUACCCAUCGUGGCGAGCAUGGUUAGUCACUUCACUUGGAAUUCGCGAACGACUAAGUCUUGUUUCAUCCGAUGGUGAUUCUCUUUCAGACAGCUGGACCUAUAUCGCGGAAACUUGCCCGGGAAAGCUUCUGGGACUGUUGCAGUACCUCUGGAAAUAUCAAAGCUCCGAACUGCGCCAAAAUGCUGAUCUCAUCAUGGAAAUCCAAAGCAUGAAUGCAAGAAGGCUUUGCAACAUGGACCUGCCUGAUGACUGUCAGCUUGACGAAACAUAUUUGCCUCUAUCCAACCUUCGGGCGCUUUGUCAUCGUUUUAUGGAGGAAGAUGAACCUUUCCCGUUCCUAUACCUUGAAGAACUUCCAGAUGAGGAACUCUACUCCAAGUGGAUUUUUCUUCACAACGAUUUCUCAGUCGGAAAGGACGACGACAUGGGUUUUCUGCUUAAUGUGCUGUAUUGGAUCCAGAGCGCCAACCCUGAUGAAUCCGCACUUACCUCGUAUGAGCGAGUAUGGGAUUUGUAUAUUGCAAUUGGCGCAAAGCAUCUUGCUGCCGAGGACAGAGUGGUCGCUGGAGACAAAAUUAAGUUAUUUUUUUCAGACGGUGACUACAUUUUCGUUCCUGAACUCCAAGAGGAUGAUCCUUACGAUGCAGCAUGGGCCGGUCUUGAGCAAUGCCUAUGGGACGCACCACCAAAUAUGAUUUCCAAGUAUUCUCUCAAAUACGUCUUCGAGCAAGUUGUCGGAGAAGGUCAACUCGAACAUCUUUCACAAUUCUUCAGGCAUAUAUUGAGCAUUCCAGAUGCCUCAUGGCGCGAAUUUGAGGAUGAAAGCCUGAUUUUUGUGAUCACAAACGGCGAACCCGGUUGGUACAAAAUCUCCGAGUGUUUGUGGUCAAGUACUACAGAUAUACGUGGGAAGGUCACCCUGAAUGACCAUUACGAGGACUUGAAAGAUUUCUUUAUCGAUACUUUAGGGGUCAACACACUCACCCUUCGGAUGGUAUAUGAUGAGCUGUUAGAAACAAGCUCGGAGUCAGCAAUCGACGAGACGAAAAGUAAGAUCUGGUCUCUCAAUGCUCUCCUUCUAACAGACGGAGAUUAUGUUGACCCAGAUUUACUGCUGGAAAGAUCGGUGUUUCCUGUCGUUUAUCCAGAUGGAACGAAAGGACUCACGUCUGCUGCUACGGAGUUCGCGAUUCCUGACCGGGAACACCUGGCAUCACAAUUUAGAGGCAGGAUCAAGAUUCUUGACUUCAGUCUCGAAGAAGUGCGUCGUCUGAAAGGUUUUUUUGAGUGGACAAAUCUCACACAUCGCUACUUAUCUGCAUCCAUCAAGGAGUUGACUUCCUUCUCUGGCGAGGCAACGCAACUAAUUUCAGCGCCCCACCGGGACUUGAGAAGAAAGGCUCAUGCAAUCCUCCGAUUGCUCAUGUCCCUUCUAUAUGCCAGAGUCGCGGCCACAUUCAAUAGCCCGAGGUAUUGUACGAAUCCAUCGGGGCUGUACGAGUUGCUUCGGACGGCCAGGAUUGAAGCCACGGAUGGAGUUUUUUCAAUUCUGAGAAUCUCCCAAGAUGGCGUCGUGGCGGAUGUUGAAGAAUUGAUUGGAAAAUUGCACAUCAGUGAAGAGCCAUCUGGUCUCGUUGUUUAUGUGCCGAAAGACAAAAAGGCCCAAGAACUUUGCUUCUGUGACCUUUUGCCUAAGCACCUGCUCGAUUGGCUCAUGCGGGAUCCGGCCACUCAAAUUCCUGACAACAUCGAAAGCAAUGCAGUAACUGUAAUUUCCAUGGUUUUGAGUAUCGAUCCUUCCGCUAUCGACCUUAUUUUGGAGCGCCAGGGUAUCAUCGAGAUUGACGUGCCCAACGAAGACCCUGGCAUUGACGUUGAUAGCAUUGAUGAUCAAAUAACACCUCAACGGUCACGAAGUCAGGAUCGAUCUGCCGCUGAGGUUCCACUAAUCUCACCGGAUAUUAUCACCCUGUCUCCCCAUCUGAAUCGCCGACCCUCAGGCGCUUCCUCCGAGCAAGUGAUUUUUCGACAAACUGCGAUGGCCUACCAUUCGCCCAACUCCAAUCGCAACCGUCCACCGCUGCUGUACUCGCUACAUGACCAUACAGCGCAGGAAAAUAUGCAGUACCGAACGCUCCUCACUCGGGUGCUUUUGGCUGCGAGACGAGCCACAUUUCCCUCGAGUGGACCGCUCAACAUGAGCGAACUGAAUGAAGCGCUGUCGGGAGAAGAAAUCUGCCAUCGAUUCGAUGACUUCGAUGGCAUUGAUAUAAGGAAUGUGUUCCGCCCAGACAACCAGCACGAAAGAGACAAGAAGAUUGGCGCCGCAGGAGAGUUAUAUGUUUUCGAAUUACUUACACGGCUGGACCCAGCUCUAACAGACUGGAGUGACGUGAAUUGGCAGAGUACAAUUCGUAGAUAUGUCACAAUCCACCCGGACUAUGCCAACAUGAAACCUUGGUAUGGGGGAGAGACAGCAGACAUUGCAUAUGACGAUACCGAGGGCAUUUUCACGGCCCUGCUCAUUGAUCACGGAUAUUUUGACGCUGAAGAAUGGAGGGACAAGCAUCCGAAAUAUUACAUUGAAGUCAAAACGACCACAGGGCCUUUGAGAACACCUUUCUACAUGAGCAAGUAUCAAUAUGAAAGAAUGCGGGCAGUGCACAACAGGAGCGACCAUUCAGAGGUAUACAUGAUUCUACGCGUGUUUGGUAUAUGUGGGGAUAACAUUGGCAUGAGCGUGUAUCUUGACCCGGAACAGUUGAGGUUGGAUGGAGGACUUAUAUUUACUGGGGAGACUUGGUCAGUCGUUCCCGGCUAG